AUGGAGAACAGUACCGAGGUGACUGAGUUCAUUCUUGUAGGCUUAACUGAUGACCCAGACCUCCAGAUCCCGUUCUUCGUUGUCUUCCUUCUCAUCUACCUCAGCACCGUGUUGGGGAACCUGGGGAUGGUCACCCUGAUUCUGCUGGACCCUCAUCUCCACAUACCCAUGUACUUCUUCCUCAGUCACCUCUCCCUGGUGGACUUGGGUUAUUCUUCAGCAGUCACUCCCAAGGUGAUGGCAGGGCUCUUCUCAAGAGACAGAAUCAUGUCUCACACGGCUUGUGGCACCCAGUUCUUCUUCUUUGCAGGCUUCAUCACCAUUGAAAGUUUUCUCUUGGCUACGAUGGCCUACGACCGCUGUGUAGCAGUGUGUCAACCACUGCAUUACACCACCAUCAUGACCACAAACACGUGUGCUUGUCUCACCAUAGGCUCCUAUGUCUGUGGCUUCCUGAAUGCCUCCAUCCACACAGGGAACAUCUUUAGGCUCUCCUUCUGCAAGUCCAAUGUGGUUGACCACUUUUUCUGUGAUGCCCCUCCUCUCCUGGCACUCUCAUGCUCAGACACCUCUGUUACUGAGAUUGUUAUUUUUUCUGUAGUGGGUUUCAAUGACAUAUUUUCUAUUGUCAUCAUCCUGAUCUCCUACCUGUUUAUAUUCUUCACCAUCCUGAGGAUGCGAUCAUCUGAAGGACGGCAGAAGGCCUUUUCAACCUGUACUUCUCACCUCACUGCUGUCUCCAUCUUUUAUGGGUCAGGCAUCUUCAUGUACUUACAGCCCAGCUCCACUCACUCCAUGGGCACUGAUAAGGUGGCAUCUGUCUUCUACACUAUGGUCAUCCCCAUGUUGAACCCUCUUGUCUACAGCCUGAGAAACAAGGAGGUUAAGGCUGCUUUUCAAAAGGUUCUGGGAAAAGCAAAAUCUUCCAUUGCAUUCAUAUUUUAA
Messenger RNA from Jaculus jaculus (lesser Egyptian jerboa), 945 nucleotides. Its product is annotated as olfactory receptor 5B12-like. Bases 1 to 945 code for a protein of 314 amino acids. Gene Ontology annotation, cellular component: membrane. Gene Ontology annotation, biological process: G protein-coupled receptor signaling pathway; sensory perception of smell. The transcript has a single exon. The record is from RefSeq and is a predicted model, not a curated record. Lineage: Eukaryota; Metazoa; Chordata; Mammalia; Rodentia; Dipodidae. Gene Ontology annotation, molecular function: odorant binding; olfactory receptor activity; G protein-coupled receptor activity.